AUGAAUGACAAGAAAUCUGAAACGGCGUUUUACUCCGUAGGUUACACUGCAUCAGCUGGUGAUGAUUCUGAAGUGGAGUCCAAGAAAAAAAACGUUUUCUCAGAUCCGGCGGUUGCAGCUAGAUGGAGAAAGGUGUACGAGGAUUCGCAUUAUGAAAACUUGCAAUGGUUCGAUCCCGAGUUUGAAUGGGAUCCCAAAGAAGAGAAAAAGCUAGUCAGAAGAUUGGAUAUGAAAGUCUUUAUUUGGGUGUUCAUCAUGUUCUGCUCUUUGGAUCUUGUCAGAAGGAAUGUCACCCGUGCGGUUGCCGACAACUUUUUGAAUGAUUUGAAUAUGAAUAACACUUCAUAUAACUUAGGACAAACAAUUUAUCUUCUUUCCUUUUUAUGUGCCGAAUUACCGUUAAAUCUUAUUUCCAAGAGGUAUGGACCAGAGAGAAUUAUUCCAAUUCAAAUUCUUGUUUGGUCUAUUGUUUGUAUCUGCCAAUGUGCUAUGACUACAAAGAAUCAAUUUAUCGGUCUUCGUGCAUUAUUAGGUUUUUGUCAAGGAGGAUUUAUACCGGAUCAAAUACUUUACCUUUCCUACUUUUAUACGAGUACGGAACUUCCUUUGAGACUUUCAAUUUUUUGGAUUGCCAUCCCAUUGUUCCAAAUUUUAGGUUCGUUGGCCGCAUCCGGUAUUUUAGAGAUGAGAGGUCUUCAUGGCUGGGCUGGAUGGAGAUAUUUAUUUUUAAUUGAAGGAUUUGUCUCAUUGGGAGUUGCAAUUCCAAGCUUUUAUAUCAUGAGAACAGGACCUGGAAAAACACGGAACAGAUUUACUAAAAGAAGAAACCCAUGGUUCAACGAGCAUGAAGUGAAAAUCCUUGUCAACCGGCUUGUGAGGGAUGAUCCAUCAAAGGGAGAUAUGAAUAAUCGCCAAUCGAUUACUUGGAAACAUCUUAAAAUUGUUUUGACCAGUCCAGAUCUAUACCCUUUAUUUAUCCAGGGAGUAAUGGCAUUUAUCCCCAUGCAACCGGUGUCACAAUAUAUAUCGCUUAUUUUAAAAAGUAUGGGCUUUUCAACUUUCCUUUCGAACGUGCUUGCAAUUCCAGGGCAAUUUUGGUUUUUGAUAAACUUGCCAUUUUUUGUCUACUUAAGCCAUUUGGCUAAGGAGAAAAGCAUUUGUGCUGGAUUGGCAAACAUUUUUGUAUUCCCGUUUAUUGUUGGAAUUGUGGCAUAUCCGAACACAGGUAGCAAUUGGGUAAAGUACGUGCUAUUAAGUGGUAUAGUUGCUGAACCUUAUACUCAUGCAAUCUUGGCUGCAUGGACCUCUCAAACUUCAAAUGAUGUUGGAAUAAGGGCUGUUGGCACUGCAGUUUAUAAUAUGUCCUACCAGGUCGGUAGUAUUAUAGCAGCAAACAUAUAUACACAAGCAGAUAAGCCAUAUUAUAAUAAGGGAAAUAAUAUUAUUUUGGGAAUUGUCUGUUUUAACAUUGCUUUCGCAUUUUUUACAAAAUUCUAUUAUAUUUUUAGGAACAAGCAGAAAGCAAAGAAAUGGGAUUCAAUGUCAGACGAGCAAAAGUUGGAUUAUUGUCAAAACUCCAAGGACGUUGGAUUUCAACGACUCGACUUUCGCUUUCCACACUGA
Molecule: messenger RNA, 1623 nt
Organism: Brettanomyces bruxellensis
Lineage: Eukaryota; Fungi; Ascomycota; Pichiomycetes; Pichiales; Pichiaceae
Exons: 1
Coding region: 1-1623 (540 amino acids)
Biological process (GO): transmembrane transport
Cellular component (GO): membrane
Molecular function (GO): sulfate transmembrane transporter activity
Source: RefSeq, a predicted model, not a curated record